Serinus canaria (Common canary) is the source of this 2838-nucleotide messenger RNA. RefSeq names its product coagulation factor VIII associated 1 (gene F8A1). Gene Ontology annotation, cellular component: early endosome. Bases 1508 to 2575 code for a protein of 355 amino acids. Gene Ontology annotation, molecular function: protein binding. Gene Ontology annotation, biological process: vesicle cytoskeletal trafficking. The record is from RefSeq and is a predicted model, not a curated record. The transcript has a single exon. Lineage: Eukaryota; Metazoa; Chordata; Aves; Passeriformes; Fringillidae.
AAAAAUGGUUAUAAAAGUAGUAAUGUUAUUAGACUAAUAAAAAUUUGAACAGGUGGGAUUAGGACAAUACCAGACAAUAAAAACAAAGAGAUACGGACAGUCCUGGUACCUCUUUCUGGGCAAAAUAAGCCUGAAAAAGGACCCACGUUAACAGAGGAUUAACCCUUAAAAGCAACAGCCUGUUGCAUAUUCAUACAUCUCAUACAUGAUGCAUAAAUUCCAUUCAAACACAGGAUUCUGUCUGGUCAGUGUCAACUUCUUCCUCUUAAUCCUGACGGCAUCUUCAGGGAUGAGCGAGGCAGGAAGAAGUUCGUUUCUUCUCAUAAGAGAGCAAGAAAUUAUUUUUCUCUGAAAGAUUUAGAUCUCUCUUUGACUGCUAUCUCGGUGCAAGUACCUCAUUCCUCUCUUUAAAAUAGUAUCUUACAUAGCAUAGUUUCUAUUUUAACCUUAUGUUAUAACCUAAAACUAUAUUUAACACACUACUUAAGAAAAUUAAUACAGCAUAACUUUCUGACAUAACACAUAUAAUAUUCAUUUUAAUAUUUGUGAAAAGCCAAUCAUAAAAUAUGCAUUUUCCACAGCCAUGCUCAGCUGGCCUGGGACAGACUGAAGGCUCAGUGCCAUCUGCCACAGAGCUUGUCCGAUGGGAUACUCAGGAUGGCGGUGUGGCUGCCGUGUCACCUCGGCUCGCACGGUGGCUUCAGUUGGGUACAUGUGGUUCAUAAGGACAGGAGCCUCUCCCAGCCAGCCCCGGCCGUGCCUCCAGCCGCUGCUCGGGGAACCGCGGGGAGCAGGCAAGCACACGUGUCCCAUGCCUACUUAAUCUCUCCAUCACGAAAUAUUUUCAGCUGGAGAUUUUCCGUCAGGCGUGGCUUAUUUGCUUAGGGACCCCAGGAGUUCUCUUGUCCAAGUGCUUACCUGUCACCCUUUGAUGUCACCUAAAAUUCCUGCCGCCACACAUCCUUUGGCCAAGGGGCUCAUCCACCCACAUGCUACCAUUUGAGUGACUUGUUCUUCUGUGAACCUGGCUGCUGUGGUUUCCUCCAAGAGCUGCAGAGCCCGGCCCUCUCCCUGCCCGGCCCCAGCCCCCGCUCCCGGUCCCGCUCCUCGUCGCAUCCCAUCCCGUCCCGUCCCGUCCCGUCCCGUCCUGUCCCGGUGGGGCCGGAGCAGGACCGCGGGUCCUCCACUCCGCAAGGGGGAGCCACAGGAUUCGGGCCCGCUGCACGCCUGGGGCGGUGCUCGUUGUUCUUGGCCUCGCCCAUGGGCGGGGCUUGUGCAUCGUAGCCACGCCCGUCGUGGGCGGUGACAGCUGGGAGCUCUGUCUGCAGUAGCCGCGCCCUCACCACGCCCCACUGUCCACGAGGCGCCGGCGCGGGCGCUGAUUGGCCGGUGGCGCAGCGCGGGCGCUGAUUGGCCGGCGGCGCGGGGCGGUGCGGGCGCUGAUUGGCCGGCGACGCGCGGCGCAGCGCGUCUCGGCGCGGCGCGUCAGUUCCGCGCUGGGCCCGCGAUGCUGUCGGCGGGCGGCGGCUCCGGCCCCGGCGGGGCGGGCGGCUCCGGGCCGGGGCUCGGCGGCGACGGCGAUUUCCUGUCGCGGUACAGGCUGGUGUCGGCCAAGCUGCGGCGGCGGUUCCUGCGGAAACCGAACGUGGCGGAGGCGGCGGAGCAGUUCGCGGCGCUGGCGCGGGAGCUGCGCGCCCAGGAGAGCCUGCCCUACGCCGCCUGGUGCCAGCUGGCCGUGGCGCGCUGCGCCCAGAGCCUGUUCCACGGCCCCGCCGAGGCGGCCGCGCUGGCCGAGGCCGCGCGGCUCUUCCUGCGCCAGGAGCGGGACCUGCGGCAGCGCCUGGGCUUGCGCGGCGGCUUCGGCGAGCACGUGGCGGCGGCGCAGAGCUGCGGGGCCUUCGCCGCCCGCCUGCACCUGGAGCGGGGGCAGCCCGCGCUGGCGGCCGGGCCGUGCCUGGAGCUGGCGGCGGCGCUCCGCGACACGGGACAGCCCGCCCGCGCCGCCGCGCCCCUGCAGCGGGCGGCGGAGCUGCUGACGGCGGCGCGGCUGCCGCUGCAGGCUCUGCGCUGCCUGGCCGAGCGCGCCUCCUGCCUGCUGCUGGCCCGCGACUACGCCGGGGCGCUGGCCGCACUGACGCGGGCGCAGGCGCUGGCCGGGGCCGGGCUGGGCGGUGCGGCCGGGGCCGGGACCGCGCCCGGCGGCGCCUUCCUGGACGUGCUGGCGCGCUGCGAGGUGUCGCGGGUGCUGCUCCUGCUUCUGCUGCAGCCGCCGCCCGCCAAGCUGCUGCCCGAGCACGCCCGCACGCUGGAGCAGUACUGCUGGGAGGCGCCCGACGGCGGACCGGGCACCGGGAGCGGCUCCGGGACUGGCGGGGGUCUGCCGCCGGCCGCCAGCUACCUGCCGGCCGAGCUGUUCCUGCUGCUGCAGUCGGCAGUGCUGGCGUGCCAGGAGAAGGACGCGGAGGCGCUGAAGGCGCUGCAGGCCGAGCUGUGGCCACUGCUGAGCGCCGAGCAGAACCAUCUGCUGCACCUGGUGCUGCAAGAGAUGCUGAGCCCCGCCGGACAGGGGCUCUGAGCGCCGCCGCCCGCAGGGACAGGUCGGACUGGUCGCUUCAGCCACCGCCAGCACAGACUCUAUUAUUCCGUUAUUUAUUUUUAGAACGAGUUGAAGUAAUGGUUGGUGAGAGAAUGCGUUCAUCUACACGUAUGCCUUGUGUCAUAGUAAACUGCUUACUGUAUGCACUGAAAGUUGUCAUGCUUGGAAAAAGUGUAACCCUAAAGCAGAACGGCCAUUUCAGGGCAGAAGGAAGCUGUUCAUUAAAAGAUUGGCUGCAAUUC